Messenger RNA from Nothobranchius furzeri (turquoise killifish), 2063 nucleotides. RefSeq names its product twist-related protein 2. Lineage: Eukaryota; Metazoa; Chordata; Actinopteri; Cyprinodontiformes; Nothobranchiidae. Gene Ontology annotation, molecular function: protein dimerization activity; RNA polymerase II transcription regulatory region sequence-specific DNA binding; DNA-binding transcription factor activity, RNA polymerase II-specific. Gene Ontology annotation, biological process: developmental process; regulation of transcription by RNA polymerase II. The record is from RefSeq and is a predicted model, not a curated record.
GAGGUAGGCCUGCUUGUCAGAUGGUUUGUUGUUGCUCCGUCUGCUAGGAAGUUAGAGGGGUUGAGAAAGACUGAAGUUUAACAAGGUAGCCGGGACAGCCAGGCGUCACAUCUGAUGGAGCUUCAGCAGCCGUAACUUUCUCUGUCGGAGGAGAAGGCUUUUAAAAGGCAGGCGUGUCAAGCUGAGGUUCGCUGAAGGUGUUCGAGCGAGGCGACGGUGAGAGAAAAGCCGUUCAGAUUCCUCGCUGAGCAGUGAAGGUCAAUGCUGGACACUGCAAUGAGAGAAGAGGUGUCCUGCACCAACUCCCCCGAAGGAGGGCUGGGAGCCAGCGAAGAGGAGCUGGAGAGAGGAUCCAAAAAGAGCCUUCAGGCGGGAAACCGAAAACGUUCCCCUUAUCCUAAGAAGGAUAGCCUGAGUCAGACAGAAGAGAGCAGCACCGGCAGCGCCAGCAGCCUGCUGCCGGCCGGGCCGAAGAGGCUGAAGAAAAGCCCCACAGCUAUCGUGUCGCUGGCUCCCACAUCCCUGGCUCCCAGGUCGGAGCCGCCCUUCGAGGAGCUCCACUCUCAGCGGGUCAUCGCCAACGUGAGGGAGCGCCAACGCACUCAGUCUCUGAACGAUGCCUUUGCCUCUCUACGCAAGAUCAUCCCCACGCUACCCUCCGACAAGCUCAGCAAGAUCCAGAUCCUGAAACUAGCCUCGCGCUACAUCGACUUCCUCUAUCAGGUGCUGCAGAGCGACGAGAUGGACGCCAAGCUGGCCAGCUGCAACUACCUGGCCCACGAGAGACUCAGCUAUGCCUUCUCCGUCUGGAGGAUGGAGGGGGCCUGGGCUAUGUCUGCCAGCCACUAGGACCCCAAUAAACCUCUGUCAUCCAUCCUCUCGUGUCCACACCUCCACCCUGCCAAUCUCUGUCUGUGUUUGCACCCAUUUCCUGACCUCUGACCCUCAGAAACAUUCCCUCCUGGUCUGAACUUAACCAUUUCAUCUCAAAUCUUUGCAUGCAUUUCUCAACCUAUCGUAUCUCUAUGAUGCAUGAUGGCUCACUCUUUCUUAAAAAAAAUCUAUUUUUGCAACUGAAUAUAUGCUGCUGGACCCCCCCCCCCCCCCCCCCCCCCGCCACAGUUUCUGCACUUCUUCCUUGAUUUUAUCAAGAGCAGCAGGUCACAGCUCUGCAACCUUGCAGGGAAAAAAAAAACAUUAACAGGAAAUUCUUCAAUUUCAAGACUCUUCAGGUUUUUCUUCAUGCACCUUUUGCUUCUUCUCUUUCAUUUUCGUUUUCUGGACACGUGCUUGACUCUUGAAAGUGUAACGCGUCUCUGAGACUCAGUGAGGACAAUGGACUGCUGAAGGAUUGAAUGCUGAAGGAUUGAAAAGAGUUUUGGGAAAAGACAAAACAAACAGCUGGCCUGCGGUGACAAUGAAACUAAAUGGCUGCUGGUUCGAGUGCCUUCGAGAACACCGGGACAACCAUCAUCCAGCCGGAUGGCUCACAGCCUGACAGACAUUAGGAUGACUAAUGAUGAUGACUCGGUGAUGGUUAGAGGGCGGUCACAGCCAGUUUAUGUUUACAGCUAAAAUACUAAUAAGCUAAUUGCUCUGGCGCUAAAAGCGGAGAGGCGGAGGAGCAGAUCUUCGUCUUCUUCGCUGCGCUGCAGAGACUCAACAGCUUUCUGUGUAUUUUUGAAUAUAACUGUUUGUAAAUUUGGCAUAUCCACACUGUAUCACCUAAAACCCAUGCUUUUACUCCGAUUCAACGAGAAGCCACUGAUCACAGUUCAGCCAGUUGCUUAUUUUCGCAUCAGCUUGUCUGUCGUUAGCGAGUAGCUGCUGAAAGCUGUGCUCCAAACCAGCUUUAAAAUUAAACAAGAAUACAAGAUUUUACUUCAUAGUUUAAAAAUUAAUGCAGCAAGAAAGUUUCCUAGAUAACGUGCCAAAGUGCUGAUGCAGUGAUUACGCGUGAGUGAUUGCUCUUUGAUCGUGUUGCUUUUGUGCUGAUUUUCAUUUGCUUUUAAUCGUUUGUCUUGUGCCGUCUCCUGUGAACAAUAAAGUUUUACUCAAUGCUG